Messenger RNA from Notodromas monacha, 9350 nucleotides. The record is from the annotation of a GenBank genome assembly. Lineage: Eukaryota; Metazoa; Arthropoda; Ostracoda; Podocopida; Cyprididae.
AUUUUCGCAAUUUCAGCUACCAGCCAACGAUGAAUCGAAGUGAAAGUCCGGCGUAGCAUUUUGAGUGAGAAUUAUGGCCAGAGAAGUGACUGGUGAAUUCAUCGCUCCUCCUGACUGUCCUGUAUUCACGCCAACUGUUGAGGAGUAUGAAGAUCCUUUGGUAUACAUCGCCAAGAUCAGACCAUACGCGGAAGCUUAUGGUAUUUGCAAAAUUCGUCCGCCGCAGGGUUGGCAACCCCCGUUCUCCGUGGACAUGGUCAACUUCAAGUUCACUCCCCGAAUUCAACGUAUUAAUGAACUCGAAGCGCUGACUCGAAUUAAAAUCCAUUUUUACAACAAGAUCGCGAAGUUUUUCGAGAUUAACGGGAAGCAACUGCACUUACCGACGAUCGGGUCGACGAUUGUGGAUCUGUACGAACUAAAUAAGCUGGUGAUAGAAAAUGGGGGUUUCUCAGCUGUUGGUAAAGCGGAGAAGUGGAAAAAUAUUGCCAAGAAGAUGAAUCAUCCGGAGGCAAAAGCUAACUACUUGGCAGAGGCGUACAGACAAGUUCUGGCUCCUUACCACCAGUUUCUUGAUGAUAGGAAACGAGUGCAAUCGGAGAAUCGCAUCAAGAAAAAUGCCGGCCGAAUGAGUCUUCUCUCGCAGUCUGUUUCCAGUGACAAAGGGGCUCCAGAUCCAGCACUGAAGGAUUCGGUUGCCCAUCUUUUCUGUGAGGCUUGCGACGAAGGAAAUCGAGAAGACGAACUUCUUCUUUGUGACAAGUGCGAUGAACGUUGUUGGCACACUUUUUGUCUCGUGCCGAAAUUGGAUCGCGUUCCAGAAGGAGAGUGGUGGUGUCCUUCCUGCGUUGAAACUGAGAUUAGCAAGCCACCAGAAACUUUUGGAUUUGAUCAGGCGAAGGUGCCAUAUACACUUGCAUCCUUCGGUCGAAUGGCUGACAAAUUCAAAAUCGACUAUUUUUCUAAAUCAAUUCCGGAUAUCUCUGUGGAUGAAGUGGAGAAAGAAUAUUGGAAAAUCGUUCAAACUGUCGACACUGAAGUGGAAGUAGAGUAUGGGGCCGAUUUACACACGCUCGAGCAUGGUUCAGGGUUUCCAAAAGAAGUCGUCGACGAUAACGUGUUGCGGAAUUAUUACGUGAAUUCCGGCUGGAAUCUGAAUAAGCUUCCAAUGCUUGAAGGAUCGGUGUUGAGGCACAUCAAUUCUGAUAUAUCUGGAAUGAUGGUACCGUGGAUGUAUGUUGGAAUGUGCUUUUCGACCUUCUGUUGGCACAAUGAGGACCACUGGAGUUACUCUAUCAAUUAUCUGCACUGGGGUGAACCGAAAACUUGGUAUGGCGUGCCCGGAGAUAAGGCGGAAAAAUUCGAAGAUGCCAUGAAGGAAACCGCACCAGACCUAUUCCGCAAUUCCCCGGAUCUCCUGCAUCAACUGGUUACACUCCUCAGUCCAACGGUCCUAAGAGAGAAAGGAGUUCCCCUUUUCCGAUGCAUUCAAUAUGCUGGAGAGUUCGUGGUUACGUUUCCUCGAGCUUAUCAUGCCGGCUUCAAUCAAGGGCUGAAUUUUGCGGAGGCUGUCAAUUUCUGCCCGCCAGAUUGGAUAAACAAAGGUCGAGCUAGUGUGAAUCAUUACCGGGACGAGAAAAGAAUGUGCGUGUUCUCCCAGGAUGAAUUAGUUUGCAAGAUGGCCGGGGAAGCCAACGAAUUGCCGAUGACUGUUGCUUUAGCAACGUUGGAAGAUCUUAUUUACAUGAGAUCCACGGAAGCUGCUCUGAGGAAGGAGGUAUUCGAAAAGGGAAUCAAAAAGAACGAAAGGGUCAUAUUUGAACUCAUGUCGGACGAUCAUCGACAAUGCGACUUUUGCAAAACAACCAUUUUCCUCUCUGCUAUCGCAUGUACUUGUGCGCCCAACAAACUGGUUUGUCUCACGCACUAUGACAAGAUGUGCAAGUGUUCGUUUUCAAAGCUAACUCUCAAGUACCGCUAUGUAUUGGAAGAAAUGACCGCUUUAUUAGAACAAGUGCGAGCGAAAACGCAUCCCUUCAAGGAGUGGGUGCACGGUUGUCGUCCCCUCUUGGACAAAUUGCAUCGUUCUUCCAAUUGCAAACCAACGAUGGAUGAGCUGCGAACGUGUUUGCUACAGGGAAAGGUCAAUGAGCUGAAAUCCUCCAAAAUUUGGGAAGGACUUUCGCUGACAUUGCAUCAGUGUGAGAAGUUUUCCCGAGCAGCGCGGAGAAUUCUUCGUUUAGAUAGCAUAUACGAAAAUCCUUUCGAUGCCGACGGAAACUUGUUGCCCCCGGAUCCCAUGUCAGCGGGAAAAAUGCCUCUCAGUGUUUGCAAGGAAUUUCAUCCCCAUGAUAACAAGCCAUGCAAAUUGGAAUUGCGAUCUUUCGUCCAAGACGUUCCGGACAAUAUGAAAACGAAAUCGACUGAAUCUGUUUUAGUUCCAUUGAAUGACUUCCGCAAGCUUUUGGCGAUUCUGGAAAAUUUUCCGGUCAAGAUAGAUGAAUACGAUCUUUUGAAGGACAUGUUGGCACGAGCUGUGGCGUUGACUCAUGAUACUCAAGAAAUCAUCCGAACAAAAGCGUUUUCUUUGGAAAAAAUCGAAGACAUCAUUGAAAGAUCUCGUUCGGUCUACAUUGAAAUUCCGGAUUUUCGCAAGGUCGUGACGGUAUACGAAUGGAAGAAGUGGUGCAUGGAUGUGAAAAAUCUGAGCCAGCAGCCGGGAUCUCUGAUGCUUUCUCAAGUGAAGAAGUUAUUGGAAGAUUAUGAUGACGACAAUACGGAAGCCGACGCGUCAACAUGUUAUGCUGAACUUCUGGCGAUGCUCGAACUUCAAGCUAUGAAUGGACAAAGAGGCGACAGUUUGCUUCAACUUGCACCAAAGAUUCCUUUCCCGGAGCUGGACAACUGGAUAAAAGAUGUUAAGCAAACUCCAUUGCAUCCUACGAAUUAUGAUAGUUUGCGGGCCAUGCACAUAAAAUGCAUUGAUUGGAUGCGCCAGCUAACUGUGAUCUUGCAGGGACAAGAACAAGUUCCUUUGAUUGAAGACGUGGAGCCGAUUCUGAACGAAUUAUCCCGUUCAGAUGUCGAUGUUCCUCAUUUGUCAAACAUACUUGAAGGAGUGAAAGGAGCCAAAGAGUGGAUCACAUUUGCUACCAAAGUUGUUGGCCCAAAAAUGCGUUUGUCAUUAUUGCAGGCAGUCCUGCCGUCAGCAAAAUUGAAAGAAUUCCGCGAGGAUCACAUGAAAUCGAGAAAGCAUAAAUCGAAAGAAACCGUCGUGAAUGAAUGUGGAAUUCCAAAAUCAUUUUGGAAGAAUCGCCUUCCAUUAACUGAAGCUUAUAAUGAAGCAGUCAAGACGGAAGUUCAGGAAAUGUUCGCAAUGCGAAUCGAAAACAUGGCGAAAAAUCUCCCAGAGUGCAUUUGUGAAGAAACAGGAGAUAAUGCGCGAGCAUUGCUAGUUUGUGAACUCUGCCGCACUGUAUAUCACGAAAAAUGUGUUCUGGCCGCACCGUGGAAUCGACGGUCAGAUAGAGCUAAACACGAAGAUUGGUUCUUGUGUUUCAAAUGCCAGAAAUCCGAAAGGCCUCCGUGGAAGAUAAUUGAGAAAACAUUCAAUCAGUUGAAGGAAUGUCGCUUCCGGUCGAUGGAAGCCGACGCGUUCCAGCGCUUUGCGUGUCGUGUGGCAGAUUGGAAGACGAAAGCUGCCAACUGCUUGGAGCACUAUGAACAGAUUUGGAAAUACAUGGACAUACCGGAUUAUGCCAAGGAGCCCCUUCAAACCCAAAUGUGUCCUGCGGAAGGCCAGAGCAGCAGCGGUGAAACUGGCGUUGUUUCUGAUUCUUCGAACGUUGCUCACUCAGACAAGAAUGCUGCUACUUCCUGUAUGCGAAGUCUAGACUUCAGCGUUCCAGACAAUACGGCGAACAGUGUGGAAUUGGUUGGAUUACCGGAUUCGCAUAUUGGGUCUUUGCCUGCUGCAAAUCUCGAAGAACCAAUUUUUGCUCCGAGUGAGGGAAUAGCAAACUUAAAUCCCCUGGAAUCCGACUUCAUUGCCGACAUAAGUAUCGAUGUUUUGCCGAUUCAAGACGGUUUUUCAGAAGCUAACUCCAUGCCUCAAAAUGAUUUGAUUUCGGAUUCCCAAGAAGAAAUCCGCCGGCUGUGGCAAUGUCUUGAGUGGCUGUUUUUCGAGGGAUUGCUCAUUGAAGCCUCGUUGCCGGAGAAGAGUGAAAUCUGGGAACUUCUGAUGCAGUUACGCCCUCCAAAUCUUCAAAAUGGACGAACUGUGCAUGAAGAUAUGGAAGAAGAUGAUGAUGUGUGUGAGGUUGUUCAUCAAGGGGAAUCCAGUCGCAGCCGUUCAGAUCCUGGGAUGGAAAUCGGAAGCGAUGAAGAGGAUUGUGAACUUCCCGGAUCAUCAUCGAGUAAAUCGCUUCGGAGUCCAAUGAAAUCAAGAAUGGAUUGUGAUUCCGAAAUCCAAACCGGUCCUCUUGCAAAGCGUGCGAGAUCGGUCAAUCCUGGUCCAGGUCGCCCAAGAGGAACUCUGAAGCCUAAAGCGAAAAGCCUUCGAACUUCUUCUGAAUCUAGAACAGCGAGGCGAUCUUCUGUGGGAUCUCGUAAUUCUCUGCCGACAAAAUCCGACAGUGAUUUAGCGAAACGCCCAGAGAAAGGAACUAAAAAAUCUUUCAAGUCUAAAUCGAACAAUUCCGUCGAAAUUCAAUCUGGUCAUGAGGAAGACGAAGAAGAACGAUGCCAAAUUCCGAACGGCUGUACCCUUCCUGACGAUCCGAACUACAAUCAAGAUAAGGUGGAAUGGAUCCAGUGCGAUGUCGACGGUUGCAACAAGUGGUACCACAAUUUUUGUCUGAACUUGGAGAAGAGUGCGGAAGAGUUAGAGCAAGUCAAAUUUAUUUGUCCGAUGUUAAUGGCCGACUCCGACGAUGAGAUAGUGAUACUUUCUGAUGAUUCGGAGCUGUCGGAAGACGCUUCGUCUUUCGAAAACUACAGCUCUUCCAAUGCCUCAUCAUCGGAUAGCGAUAAUUCGAGCUGCCGCGAUAUCUCAUAUCCACGAGAAAAUUCGCAUACAACGGACUUGAACGGAAUCGGAGAAAUAGCUGACAUGAAUGUGAUUUUGCCGCAUUAUCCAGAAAUGUUCUCGGCCUUUGAGCAAGAGGAUUUCUACUGUGCCGUUUUGGGAAGAAAGGAAAGCGACUUCAAAGUCGUUCUGCGAUCCGAUUUGCAGGAUGGUAAAUGCAGGCUGUGCAAGCUUCGAAACCCAUUAAAAGUGCCUUGCGAUGUUUUCCUUCCAAAAAAUUCGAUCGAAAAGGAAAUGUUGCGAUCUCGCUCAUCCGGGAAUAAUCUCAGGACUAUAGAAACUUUCGACUUUCAAAAUUACCUGUUUUAUGAUGAGAAUCGUCACAUGCUGUCGCUGGAAAAGAAGUUUGAUUCUUGCGAACUUUUCCUUGCUGGAGAAGUUCGAGAAUCUGGAAAUGCCUCGUCUGAUUUCGAGAAAGUUCACUCAGUUGGACCAAUACUGGAAUGGCGAAUCUCCGGGAAACCCGGCACCACAGAUCCCUUGAUAUCAGUCUCUACCGAGAGAGGAGUGUACCAGCUUCUCGCACCUAAUGCAAGAUAUGCUGAAAUGAUAGAAGGACUCCUGAAAAAGGCUGAAUUUUUGUUCCUGGUGGUGACAACGUUGAGAAAAGUUCCGGAGGGCUAUGAAAAGUCUGUGCGUCCGAAGAAACCUGGAUAUUCGACCCGAACCAAGUCUCAGUCCACUCCAUUGGUUGCGAAGGUUUUCCGAGAAGAAUUCUCAUCAAGUUUCGUGGGCGGAGCCGCAUCUCUUGUGAACUCCUUUGAUUCAAUGGGAUUAUUAACUGCUCCAGAAAGCGAGGAAACUGAAGGGGAAGCUCGAAUGAAGGUCUUCGAUGUUCUACCAUUGAAGCGGGUAGCUAUGCUGGAUGGCGAACCGAUCAAGUUGGAAAACGGUGUCGUAGCUUUUUCCUCGUGCCAUAUAUCGACUCUAGGAAUGGUCCGUGUUGGAGAUUUCGUUUCGUUCAAAGUUGACGGAAGUAAUCCUAGAUACAUUUUGAAGAUUGUCCGAUUCGAAAAAUGUAAUUCCGAGCCGACGAUUCAUGGGCUGCUUUUUCUGCAACCUCAGCAGACGUUCAUCAGAAACUCGAUCCAUCCGAAGCAGCUGUUCGCGUCAUUGGAAUGCGUUGAAAUGAAAGCAUCAGACGCGUCUGAAGUACUUACUGUGCACUACCGACCGCAUGAUAUUGAUUGGCACGAUGAAGGAGGUGCUGUGAUUCCAGACGUGAAUCGUCUUGGGAACUCAGAUUACUUCUGGAGAUUGACUUUGGAUUUGACUGAUGGCACUUUUUACGUUAAUGAAGAAAUCGGCACGCCAUCUCCCGUCGUGAAGAAUUGUCCUGGUCGUAUUUGCCGUUCUAUAUUUCAAAACCGGAUCAGUUUCGAUGAGGACAGACAAGUUCUUCAUGUUAAUGGAAUUUCUGUGCGCCUUGGAGACGUAAUUUUUGUGAAGGGAACUGCCUAUCCAAUGCAGGAGGCUUCCACGGAAGUUACGCAGUCGCAAAACACGCGAUUUCAGAAAUCCAAAAUGUUUCCUGAAAGUCAUAGAAAAACGAAGCACUACAUGGGGAAGGGACACUAUGGAGCCAUGCCCAGCACUUUCCGGAUCGGUCGUAUCGAGAAGAUGUGGACUUCACUGGACGGUGCUAUUUCUUUGUCUGUGCGGAAACUAUAUCGCGCAGAAAAUGUUUUCGAAAGUUUCAGCCAGUUUCCAGUGCCAAACGCUCUCUUCUGGUCGGAAGAGCAUACGAAUAUCAACGGAAAUGAGGUUGUUUGUGCGUGUGACGUGUUUUGUGCGCCCGAUUUGGAAAAUGCCCCUAAACUUCCCCCUGAGCUGUUCAAUCAUAUGAAGUUCGUACUGGUCGGAAUGGUUGGAACAGAUCACGAAGUCCUCGAUUUACCCCCUGAUGUGUUGAAGCAGUUUCCGAAAGUUCCACAAGGAAUCGUCUCUCCAGCGCCCCUGAAAACUAUGGAUUUGUUCUGUGGAAUCGGGGGAUUAUCUGAAGGCUUGAAAAAAUCCGGUAUAGCAGAUGUGUUGUGGGCAGUCGAGCAAAAUCCCGUUGUUGCCCGAACCUUCCAGAUGAACAACCCUAAUGCUCAAAUGUUUGUUAUGGAUGCGAAUGACUUCGCAGCUGUUGCUCUCAGGCCAGGAACUUGCAGUCAAUCGGAUAUAACUAGCCUGCGAUCAUAUCCGGGUGACAUUUUGCCGCCCAAAAAGGGCACUGUAGAGAUGAUUGUUGGCGGACCACCGUGCCAAGGGUUUUCUGGAUUGAAUCGUCAUCGACAGGGAAGCGCUGCAGUAUUCCAGAAUUCCCUUAUUGCUACUUUUCUUGGCUGUAUUGAUUACUACAGACCCCGCUUCGCCAUCAUGGAGAAUGUGAAGAAUUUGGCUGUUCUGAACAAAGGUAGAAUGUUGCAGCUUAUGCUGAAAGCCUUAGUAGACAUGGGUUACCAGUGUCGCUUCGCUGUUCUCCAAGCUGGUCGCUAUGGUCUCCCGCAGUCAAGGCAACGUUUGUUCGUGAUAGCGGCUGCGCCAGGACAAAGGCUUCCGGAAUGGCCCAAGUCUGUCACACCUUUCAGCACCAAAGCCGGAUCUGGAAACGUGAAAAAAAGUGGACGAGUAUACGCGCCAGACGUAGGUUGGAUUCGUGACAACCCGAAAGAUUUGUCCGCACCAUUCAAACACGUUACGGUGUUUGAAGCCAUCGGUGACCUCCCGGAAAUCGAAAACAGUGGCAGGGAUAAAAUGAUGCGUUACAAAUCCAGCUCUCCGCAAUCAUAUUUCCAAUGGUUAGCUCGCGGGAAAGGGAGACAAUUUGUGAGCGACGUCGUUUGUCGGACUUUGGGUAAUUUGGCUCAAGUGAGAAUAUCGCAUAUUCCGUAUCAUCCUGGUGCAGAUUGGCGAAACUUGCCGAACAUUCGUUACGUCUCCGCAAAUUUGAACUUAGGAAAGUUGCGUUACCCCUAUAAAGAUGACGAUGGGAAAGGUGCGGUUUGUCGUUGUGCUGAAGGACGUGUGUGCAAUCUUGACGAUGUUCAAAAGGAUACAUUGAUUCCAUUCUCUAUGGUGCACACCGCGAGACACAACGGGAAUUGGGCCGGUUGUUUCGGGAGGGUACAGAAAAACGGAUUUUUCCCGACUGUUUUAACGCUGCCGGAUCCGAUGCGGAAGUCAGGAACUGUGUUGCAUUACGAACAGGAUCGCAUUUUGAGCAUACGAGAAUGUGCGAGAGCUCAAGGAUUUUCAGAUGAUUACGGGCUUUAUGGUAGUACUGAUGAUCGUUACCGGCAGAUCGGAAACGCGGUUCCGCCUCCCCUGGCCCUGCACAUCGGAAUUGCUUUGGGUAAGGCUGUGGAGAAAUCGAGAUUUUGGAAACGUGAGAGUGUAGAGGACGAAAUUCCGCUGAUAAUGCUAAGCAGUGAUUCUGAAGGAUGUCCAGACUCAGACAUGGAAGUGAACAUCGAAUUGAUGGCAACUGGGUGGACGUCAUCUGAUGCUUGCACGGUUCUCUUGAUACACACUAUCCCGAAAGGUGCGUAUGUGGAUCCCGACGAGAUCGCUGACUUGCAAGACGCUCCUUUGUCGCGCAACACCUUCUUGAUUAAAGGCGCCGUGGAUGUGGAGAUUCCUGAAAGUGCAGCUGAGCCACACAAAUUGCUCGCAUUUUGCCCCUUGAGCACGUCAGAAAAUCUUCUCAAGGCGCAACUUAGAUUUCCCGUCCAUUUGAGGUAUCAUGCAGCCGUUGAUGGGAGCGUCGAGGCAUUGGAGGCCAAGGUGUCCUUCCCUGCACCAAGAAUGCUGCUCUUGUGUGAUAACAUGGAGCUCGACAGGGCCUGCAUGCGCCUAAGCAUUAAAGCGCCUUGUGAUGCGAGGAACUCUUCUUUUUGCACGUGGCUCGGGUUGAAGUACAAAACGAAUUCGGGUAUUAUAACUGCGAUGGUUCCUGUCGGAGAUGUUUCCUUGUGGCUCAUCGUUGUCCUUGGAACAGUGAUCAUUACGGGAUGCGCGUGCAUUUAUUUGAUAAUAGUGAUCCAUAGGAAAGACAAGGAAUUUCUCGCGGUAGAAACAGAGAAAUUGAAAGCGAUGAUGCGGGAGAAACUCGAGUGAGUCGUGCGGUUCCUUCCGGCGCUGUUCUUGAAAAAUUCUUGUCAGUUUCUGCUUUAGUGAUUCCGCGAUCUCGGUUUUGUGAUGGGAUGGACACUUGCGACUUGGUUGGUGUAACUGUUUCGGUUGCUUUGAUAAAUGUCGGCUCUAAUUUUGUUUGGUA